AUGGGACAAAAUCAAAGCACGGCGGAUGAAGAGGUUGAACUGGCAGAGAUACAGGGUCUUUAUACAGCUUUCAUGAAUAAAUGCCCGAGUGGAGCUCUACACCUGCAUGAAUUCAGGAGUCUUUUUGGAGUUCCAAGUUCGUCAGUGGAGGAGAGUUUAUACAUGGAAUUGAUAUUCCGGUCUUUUGAUACAAACAGGGAUAAUGUGAUCGAUUUUAUGGAGUUUGUGGCAGCAGUUCACCUUGUGCUACGGGGGAAACUCGAGGAUAGAUUAAAGUGGUCUUUUAAAGUCUAUGACAGGGAUGGCAAUGGCAAACUGGACCGACAAGAGGUCAAGCACAUCGUCAAGGUACAGAGCAAAAAAAGUUGUAAAUGUCAUUGGGAGUGUUAGUCUACUAACAACACUGGUAUGACACCAAACGAAGUUUGCGACAAACUCUUUGAACUUGUGGAUGAAAACCAAGAUGGUCAGAUCUCUCUGUCAGAGUUCAUGGAGGGAGCUCAGAGAAAUGAGUGGAUCAUGAAUAUCCUCAAACUGGACGUGAAUGCCAGUGGAUGGUUCAAAGAACACUGGAGAAGGACAUUAUGAGGUUCCCUGUGCC
Molecule: messenger RNA, 601 nt
Organism: Osmerus eperlanus (European smelt)
Lineage: Eukaryota; Metazoa; Chordata; Actinopteri; Osmeriformes; Osmeridae
Gene: guca1g
Product: guanylate cyclase activator 1g
Exons: 4
Biological process (GO): visual perception
Cellular component (GO): photoreceptor inner segment; cone photoreceptor outer segment
Molecular function (GO): calcium ion binding; calcium sensitive guanylate cyclase activator activity
Source: RefSeq, a predicted model, not a curated record